Porites lobata is the source of this 15042-nucleotide messenger RNA. The record is from the annotation of a GenBank genome assembly. Lineage: Eukaryota; Metazoa; Cnidaria; Anthozoa; Scleractinia; Poritidae.
CAAAAAAAUGAUGAAGACAAGGACAAGGAGGAAGUAGCUACUAGGUAAAAAGUAAAAAAAUCUAACGUAUAAAAUCACUGAUAGUCAUUAUUACUAAGCUCGGCUACAAAUACGGCGUGUGUUGCUCGAGCUCUGCCUUUUUUCAAUAAAAAGAUCCUCUAUUUCUGCACUUAAAAAGAGAAUAUUUGUAUUGGCGCUUCUUUUAAGGUAGCUAGAGCCAGUAUUUUUACAGGCAUAUCUUUCACCUUUGGACCUCCUAUGCGUAAAUAACUUGGUCUUUAUUGUAACUACACCAUUUGCCUCACACCCACAACUUAUAUGGUCAAAUUUGGCCCACUACAUCUUAUCUACACAAUUAUUUGACUCCAGUGAUUUUAUCUCGUGAGGGAACUAAGGAGACUGCAAUUUGCUCGUGAGUUUUACUACGCUUUGAACUACUACAGCUGAUUUCUUGAUUUCGUUAUCUUCUUUCGGACUUUUUGCUUAUAUAGGUUUCAAUCUCUCCUCAAUCAUACUCCACUGAAGCAUCUCAAUGAAUAAUUAUUGAUACAUACAAAAUUUCUGCAAAUACAGGUUACAAAUAAAAUCUAAACAAAUUUUUGAAAUAAUUUCAAUUUUUUAAAAUAGUUUGCUUGGUUUUUCUUGUAGACUCAAGAUGGCUGAAAAGCAGGUAAGAGCAUCGACGAUAGUAUCAUGCUUUUCCUUAUAACAAAGACGUCAAAUUUCCCAACAAAUAUUGAGCCAAAUUUUAAAUCAUUGCACUAGUUUCACUUACGUCAUACUAGCAAGAUAAUAAUCUAAGAUUAAAUACAUAACAGGAAAUAUGAGCUGAGUACCAUCAACUCUUUACAGAUCAAACUGAAAAAAAAAAAACUUUUUAGUUUACAGGGAUUUUUUUAUUUCACUGGGUGGAGUGUAGGUUUUACUGCCUCAGGUUACAUAAAAACUCCGUAAGCGAGGUUCAAAACACAGAAACAUAUCAGUUAUCUCAACAUAUUUGUUGUGAUAUUCAACAACCGGAACGUUUUAGCAGACGAAUUAGUCAAGGCUAUUAAAUCCUUUGAGCACCUUAAAAGGAGGCACUCCAUGCACGGGACUAUUUCACGACUUCAAAUCAAUAUUUGAAAUUCCUUUGCUUUCUUUUCUGGGUCUCUUCCGAGGUAUUGUCUAACCUGUUCAGGUUUAUACUUCGUGAAACGAUUAAUACAUCAUUUUUUUAACCUACAAUGUGCUACAUCUGGCUACGGUUGUCGUGAUGCACGGCCACACGUUAAAAUCUAUUUAUAUUUACGUACGCGUGUCAAUGACGAAGUUAGUGAAAUAGAAAACAUAUAUAUUAAAAUGAUAUCAUGGUGGAAAUGAUUGUGAAUUGUUAGAUCACUCCGUCAAGGUACAUAGAGAUUUGCAUCUUCACUUCUGACUUUUGGACAAAAACCUUUGCAAACGACGUUUUUCGCUCUUUUGCAGAAAAAUGAUGAAGACAAGGAUAAGGAGGAAGUAGCUACUAGGUAAAAAGUAAAAAAAUUUAACGUAUAAAAUCACUGAUAGUCAUUAUUACUAAGCUCGGCUACAAAUACGGCGUGUGUUGCUUUCGUUUAUAAACCUACAAAGACCCUUAAAUAUUACUCGAGCUCUGCCUUUUUUCAAUAAAAAGAUCCUCUAUUUCUGCACUUAAAAAGAGAAUAUUUGUAUUGGCGCUUCUUUUAAGGUAGCUAGAGCCAGUAUUUUUACAGGCAUAUCUUUCACCUUUGGACCUCCUAUGCGUAAAUAACUUGGUCUUUAUUGUAACUACAUUAUAACACAUGGAUCACACAUAGACAACUUUAUUACAACAUUAGACAUCAUUUUUUUCGCGAUCGGAAUACCGCGGAACAAUGACGUCACAAUGGUUUUCGCUGUUAAUCGAAUUACAGUCCUUAUUCGCACUUUGUCUGGAAAUGCUCUUUGCUAGCGAAGUUUCACAAAAAUGUCGAAGUGGAAUUUCUACAUGAAGGCCAUUUGAUUUUAUCGCUGUUUUCGUGAGAGUAGCCUCCUAGUUGUAAAAAGAGCUCAGCAUUGACUUUUACCCAGAUACUUUCCAGUCUUUCGAAAUCAAGCAAGCCUACCUGUCUACAAAAAUACUGGGUCGAGUCACCUUUAAAAAAAAUUGGGCCACCUGCCUCUUUUAAAGUAACAAUUUAAAACUCCAACCAUAAGAUGAGGGAAUCAAUCAAUCUGGAAGAGAGAGUCAGGUUUCUUAAAAACCAAAGAGAGCUAAAAUAUUUUUUCAAAGCCUGCUAGAGACACACGUACGCAGAUGACACAUUGGGGAGAAAUCGAGUAGUGUAUCAAUGCAAAUGACUUUCGGCCCUCAACUGAAAAGAACUGCUUCUCUUAGUGUUACAAGAUCGUUAGGAACCUUUUCAAUAAUUUUACCAGUUUUAAUUUAUGAAGUUAGAAAUGGAAAUGACAUGUUCCACUGAAAAGUUUGAUAGAAAAUAACCUCAAGACUCAAAAGUAUCCACGCCCAACAAUGCUAUAACAUCGAAAACGUUCUUAAAUCCAGAAAGAAGCUUCCAUCCUAAAGUAGACAAUCAUUCAAUAUUUCAAAAUCCUACAAGUACGUCGUAAUCCUGCAAAUUUCUCAAUAACAGAGUAAUUCUCCGUACAUUGUAUAAGCUUGGCGAUUUCUGGAGGCUUUCUCGCCAUCUUUAUUAUAUAAGCUGUUCGAAACAUUUCCCUGCAAACUUAAACCGUUAUUUCAAACCUUUCCCAAAUGUAACUGAUGUCUACUCAACUUAGUAAGUUAGUAGGCAAGAAAGACAAGGAAACAAAUAAACGAAUGAAUAAAUCAGUAAAUGACUUACUGCUAGGAAUCAAUCUGAUAUACAAAAGCAAAACUGUGAAAGCUUACUUCGCCUUUAUAACUUGGUGUUGAUAGUGAAGAUGACGUCACUGAAACUGCUCAAGAUCUUCAAGCCGCUCCAGAUCCCGGCUACCGUCACGAGGUAAAUGUUAUUGUUGUCUUCCUGAAACAUUGCAUGUCAUUCUGGUAAAUCUUCAGUGACAUCUAAAGAAAAGGAAUAUUGAUUAAACAACAUAAUCUUAAUGGACUUUAUAUCAAGACAGUACACCCAGCUGCAAGAAAAAAUUUGGGCGCAAAAUAAGCUAAAACUAAAGGAUGAUUUUGUGUUCAAUAGACUUGUACCACCCAAUCCCUAAUUUGCCCUUCAGUAUAGGCGUACUUGCAUUUUAUUUUGAAAUAUUACUUUCAUAGUAAAAGGAGCAUUAGAAUCACGUCCCUAAAAGCAUUUAAGGCCAUUAAAAGAUGUGGACCACGUCGAAAAAGCACUUAACUGAGGAGGUAACAAGGUUACAAGUUGAGCGAUAAUUUGACCCCAUAGAACCAAUAAGAGUUUGCUAAGACUGGAUUUCUCAAAUUAACGACAGUUUAUAGCAUUUUCAGGCGAACUUUGAAAAAAACAUUACACGUAAAGUGCCGAACACCGUGUAACAGCAGGGCUGUGCUCUAGCAGAGCCCGGUGGCCCCUGGUGCCUAACUUUUGCUCCUGGGCGACUAGAAAAUCUCAGAUUUAACAUACAAAUCAUAUGCUGGGCAGCCUAGAUUUUACACGGUCAGAGCACUGGGCACCCUUCAAUUUUCCUUAGAGCACAGCCUUGAACAGGCUGUCGAAAUACUGAACUGUUUAGGCCAAGUUUUUUUCCUGAAGUAGCCAUGUCAUCCUGAGUGCUGUUGAGUCAAUCAAGAGUUGUAGAACUGCGAUACAAAAACAUUGUGGUUUUUUCCUUAGGAGCAGUACACUGACGGAGGGCGUUUGGUGCGUCAAUGUACGGAACCCGGUGGUGGACAUAACCCAAUUUGGUAAGAAAGUCCGAAGUACAAAAAAACGAAGAUUGUUCCCAAACCAUAGUUAUAUCUUCACCUCAGUCAUAAUAUAAGGAGCUACAAAGGCUCAUAAUUAAAAUAAUAGGACCACUGCCUGUUAUUUCGCCAACCACAAAUCAAUAAUGAAUUAAAGCGCCGCUCAAAUUUAAUGUCAAAAACAAUUUAGUUUUUUUCAGUCAUAAUCAUUCUGUAGUACUUCUCUCUUUUUGCUACGCAAAUCAUCAAAGGGGAUAUUUUGGUAACUCCGCUGACCAUCAUGUCCAGUGACUGCUUUGCACGUUGUGGAGAAGUUAAUCGUUUUUAAAGAAAGAAAGACAUACGGGUGGGGGACAUUCGACCAUGCAUAAAAUGUUAGUGACAAAUUAUUUUACGUGUCCUCUAGUUGACAAAAUUCAGAAUAUUUUCAUUCAAACUGUUCUCUUCAUUGAGAACAAAUGACUACUUCUGUAAAUGUACCUUCCUCAACUGAAUUUUGUAUCUCAUAAAAUUGUGAUUUAAUUCAAGAUAUGCAGAAAUCUCCAUCUACUUGGUAUAAAAGUUUUCAAAAUACUAACUGCUUUUGAAUAUCCUUUCUUCUAGCGGUAUAUCAUGUCCACAAGUUCCUACUGGGCCAAGGGUAAGCGCACCAAAGCUAGGCAAUUAACUUUUUUAUCAAGCCUGUAACAUAAAAUUAUAUUAAUCACAAACUGAAGAUUUUCGCUGACUUGGUGUGACAAUUCACUGACAAUUCAAUCUAUAGCUGUUGACCUCAGGAAAGAUCUUCCCCAUCAUUUGAAAGACCUCCCAAUUUCUCCUUCCCAUACUUACUAAAAAAAUAUCUACUGCAUUGACAAUUUGAAAGUUGACCAUAUUCGUUCUUCUCUCUAUAUAAUGUAUAGUGUGUGUGUGUUAUUUAUUUAUUAAUUAUUGUUUUUUCUUUGCUACUAUUAUACCUGUCACCACUGUGUUAAAGAUAUAACUUUAUAGCUAGGAGCUAGGAGCUAAAUUAGCAAAUGUUUUCGUGCUAGACAUCCUUUUAUCAUAAUGUAUCUAUCUUAUGUAACAUUUUUUUUUUCUUUCCAUUAGCCAUCGAAGAACUGAAUGUUAAAAUUCUGUUUAGUUGGAUGUAAAUAAUAAAGGUUGUUGGUGUGGUUGUUGUUCUGGCUAAGCAAAGGCACGAUAGUGUGUGGAUAUAGUGUACAUAUAGUGGACUUCGAACAGGUUUUCGGCGACCAUACCGAUAUUUUAAGCUAAUUUUCAGUCGCGAAUUUUUUUCCUUUUCCGAUCGCCACAAAGUGUUCAUCACAAACUGAUUUUGAAUUGAAUUUUGUCAAAAUUAAGUGAAGUGACUUGGUAACAUGAACAGCUCAAGCUAAUUUAGUUUUCACUUUUAUCUCUCAUAGGAAAACCUGGACUCAGAUCCUAGUGUGUUGACCAUUUUUUACAUUUUUCUCUUGUUUUUGACUCUUAAAGAUCAUGUCUGUUCGAUUUUGUACGUUUUGAUUUAUGUGUUGUUCAGUGUUAUAUAGUAAAAUUUUAAAAAGAAAACGUUCACUUCCUAGGCCUGCAGUGAUGAAAAAGUAAUGUAUCAAAAAGUGUAAAAAACGUGCAAUGUUGUUGCGUUGCUUAUUAAACAUUUUUCGUUUUUGUCAUUCUUGUUGCCGUGACUUCUCAAGUCUCGACAUAUGUUGCCCUUAACAGUGUACAAGGCAAGAUACUUCAAUACAACCACAAAAAACGUGUGUUGAAGGACAUAACAACAUAUUCAAAGAAAACGUUAGCUUGCAGAACAAGCUUUUUUUAUUCGCGGUCUCGCGCUUCGCGCUCGCAUGAAAGACGCAAAAAAAUAGUUUGUUCUCCAGGCUAAGAACACUUAAAUAUAAACAAAAAAUGGGAAUAUCUAUCUGACUCGGAGGUACAAAAUUCUGAAUUGGGUCAAAAUCAAAAUCAAAUACUAAUUGAGAAGCGGUUUAACACAAUUUUGCGGAAACGAAUAUUAGCGAGCAAUCCAUGUUGUUAGUCCCCUUAAUAAAAGUUAAAGAUGGUUUCCUUGGAAUACUUUUAGUAAAGUGAGCUUCAAAUGACAAACUCUUUAUGCCUCCUCAGCUAAUACUCCAGUGAGGUCUCUUUUAAAGGGACAGGUUCACGGUUAAGCGCAUGCUCAUUAAUUAAAUUACUAUUUUCCAAUUUAUUAUUAAUUCUAUUGGUUAAUAAUCCAACUCACAUGUAUCUCAGCGAUCUCAGAGUGUAUUUCAAAGUAAAAUUGUAUUUCAGAGUAACCUGAAGUAGGAUGGAGGAGUACUAAAAUCGCAGAAAAAAUUAGUGGACUAUGCCAACACUAUCAACGUUGAAUUUAUUGUUGACCCGAAGGUUUUAUUCCGUGGUUGAUUAAUUUACAGCUAUUUGCAAUUAUUUAAGUUGAUCAAGUGCAAGUGACUGCCAGUGCGCAGAUUGGUUCUUUGACAACAUUAUGACAUGAUCAUAUUGCGUGCAUAGACGAUACAGCAUGUCGCGGCGAAAAAACAGCAUUUUGAUAAUUAAGCAUGUGCUGAACCGUGAACCUGUCCCUUUAAGAAAAAAUCGCUCGUGCUCAGACUUUACACAACUCAGGUUCCCCCCGGGGGGUUACUCAACAAAAUUUAACAGACAACCCCUCACCCUUUUAUAUACCAUUUUUGAAAGAAAAGGUACCCCUUUCGUGUACCUUCCAUUGGGGCGCAGCCUCCCCGUAUGAGCCAUUAAUAAUAAUAGUAAUAAAAAUAAUAAUAAUAAUAAUAAUAUAUAUAUAUUAUAUAUAUAAUAUAUAUUUUAAUAUUUCAUAUUCUUGAAUCUGUAAAUAGUCUAUUUUUUUUUAAUCUAUGAAUAAAGUUUUGUAUUAAAAUUAAUGAUAAUAAUAAUUAUUAUUAUUUUUCAAUCGAAAUUAAGUGUCUUCUUUUAAUCGAAAGGAAUAAUGUAAAUAGUGCUUGGACGGAAUAGUUUUUUUUAAGUGAAAUUAAUUGUAAAUAGGAUUUUAUAGUUAGCUUUGUUAUCAAUAAAAGAUUUGAUUACUUUUAUAAUAAUAAUAAUAAUAAUAAUAAUAAUAAUAAUAAUAAUAAUAAUAAUAAUAAUAAUGACAAUAAGAAUAAUAAUCCAAAAAUAAUAAUAAUAAUAAUAAUAAUAAUAAUAACGAGGGAGUGCGACCCCCCUGGCAGGUUCCUAAAUCCUUACUUAAGUGUAAGAGACGUUUUUGAAGUUUAAUGCUAAUGGUUAUUGGGUCACCCUUAAACUCUUUGAGACAAAGGUCCAUCUUACACUGUCAUAAGAAUGAGGCCUCCUUCAAAGAGCGUGGUUUAGAGGCCUAAAAUUAAAUGUAUGGAUAUGCAUUAUAACAAAAAUAAGCGACACUUAAUUCGAACGAUUAGCAAAAACCUUUAAACCAUCCAAAACCUCUGGUUAAUAUUCUUGUUUAAAAUUGAUACUGUGAUAAAAGUAGUAGAAGCAGAAUCAAUUGUCUAGUUUACUAAACUAAAGCAACUAAUGAUUGCAUUAAAAACACACCGUAUACGAUACUCAGUCAUACCAAUCAGCAAAUAGCCAAAUCGCCAGUAUUCUCCCAGGUGAAACAUCGUACAAAGAUUAUAUUUGAAGUUUAUACUUUAGACUGUCUGUUUCUCUCAGUUUUCAGUCUCGAAUUGUCGACCAACUGAAUUUCUUUUACGCAUGUAUGCCAACAAAACACUUGUCGACUUAGGGCCAGGUGGCACUGGAACGAAUUGUAAUACCUUCAACAUUUUAACAAAAAACAAUCUCGGCGAGAUUACCCAAAUCUCGGUUAAAUUUUUGCACGGGCUUGAAAGGGAAAUAAAGCCGGGAGUCAUCUCUAGUUAUUUCUCUUUUGUGUAUGAUUGCCGGUAAUGGUUCAGCGGUUGCCUUCCUUUGCUGCUGAUCGUCGCUUUCAGAACUGCAUGGGCGGCGCAAAUGUCAAUCAAAAGGGUCAGUGACCAAUGAGACUUCGUUUUAAAAUCUAUAUCUCGUCAAAAGGAAAGUAAAUUCACCACAAACUGAAAGGGUUUAACGAGGACGGGAAUAAUCAUACAGACCUCUAUAAAAGGAAUAAUACAACAAAAAUACACAAAGGUAAGAAAGAAAAGAUAACUACUCAUUAACGCAAAUAAGUUAAUGUUUUCAUAUAAUCGACCACUAAGGUAGAACUGAACGCGACACAAGGCCAUGUAUCAGUGACCGACGAUGUAAGAGUAUAAGGGCUUGUGUUUAUUCCAAAUCAGUCUUAACUUAGAUUUCCGCCGGCGGCUUGGAAGACACCAGCAAAAGUCACGGCCCAGAAACCUUUAAAUACAGGAUGUAAAGAGUUCGAAGCAAUGCUCAAGUAUGGGUAGGAGUCCAAUCAACCAAGCAAACUUUGUACUUUUGUAUUCAAACUCAACAGUCGUUGAUAAGAUUAUCAGAAUUGCAAACAAUCGAUCGUAUCGCCACUAUGUGAGGCACUUUUCUUACUAUUUAAACUAGCCUUCACCAUAGAGUAUUAGUAAAGCAGAUGGAGAAGUUAUCCACUCUCGAAAUCUCGUUAACAUAUGUCCUUAAUACCCGGCCGUCUGACAAAGCGAUCGCUGAAAAGACCCGACUACGCUAAGAAGUACUUUAAAAAGUACAAAACUAACAUCCAUUUAACUCACCUGAAACCGUUAAAAGAACUACGUUCCCGUUAAUACCCAUUGGGUCUUGCUUGUGCUCCUAUAUGUUGCGUGUUUAAAUAAAGUAUUGCUGUUGUCGUGGUAAUUGUUUCAGAAGAAAAUGGCAGUGUCAAGGAUUUAAUGUUUAUUUCCAAGCUCAUCCGCUGUUUAUGAUUAGCUUUAAUUUGUUUAAUCCACGCUCUGUACCACACUAUGAGAAAUUUAAAAUUAUUUCCGUUCAUUCAGGGUUGUUGAAAUCAUCGUUACUGAACUAGUGAUGACUGAAGCAGUCAAAUCUGGCACCAGACUAUUGACUGUUCAUUUUUCAUUUGUUGUCCAUUUAUCGCAAACUAUCAGGAAUUAGGAAAGAAAAUCUCAUUUUAUUCUCUAAAAAGUGUGAACUUUUUAUCUUUUUAUGUUUUGUUUUUCAGUCUAGUUAGUUUUUGUACGCCUUUUACAGCUAAAAUUGCCCGUGGAAAUGCCGAUAUGUUACUGUAGACCAUAAGACUACCUGUACAUUGUGAAUACUUAAGCACUCAGUUAAAAUCCACAGGUUGCAAAAUAUCAUCAACGGCAAGUCAAAUUCCUUCAGUUCAACGCCGUGUUACUUAUAUCAUAUCAUGGGUGAUAAGUUACUCCCUAAUUUUGGCACGAAAUUUGAGGGUGAAAUUAUCCCCUUAUUUCACUCGACAACAUUUGAUUACACAUACUAAUUACCGAUGCCUCAAAAAUAUCCUUUUAAUAUAUAUCGCAAAUUAUUAUUCAUAUUCGGUUAUUCAUAUUCGUUUUUUCUUAAUCAUUAAGGAACCCCUACCAAAUUACUUUGCACUGAACAUUGAAAAGCAAUUUGCAGCUACCCUGAAGCUUAAAAUUGUUUAGUUUUUAUUCGGCGACUAUUUCUUUGAAGCGAUGAGUCAGUAACCUCCCAGAUUCUCAGAUUUGUUUAAACUGAAGUUAAAAAAGCAUAGCAUUGGUUUGUAUAUUGUGGCAAGCUGUUCCUUACUUGUCUGAGAAACAAGUAGACAAGUAUGCCUUUUAGUGAUAGCUGUCAUUUGUUUUAAACUGGAAUUUAAAUUUUAGCAAAAGGUUCGCAGAAUAUUGCUAUGCUUGAAUUCCCAGGAGACAGUUGCAUAUUUUAAAAGUACGAGUUUAAUGCCCAAUUGAAAGUGUCAGCGCGUCGGGAAAAUAAUUUUCUAGCUUAAAAUAAACAUUUGUUCUCGACUAUAGACUUUCGAAAUAAAAAGCGCACCCCCGAUUUGCAUUUGAAAGAAUUCCUUAUCUCUUUAUUGAAGGCCUCUUUUGCGCGCGUGCCGGCCGUGCGACAACAACGGCAAACAAAAGUGGUUCACUCUGUCUCAGGAGGCCGACUGAAGCACAGUUAUGGCAUCGAGCUGGCGACUGCGAUUUUCGUAGAUAGCACUACAACGCAAAUGUUAUUUUCUUUUGGAGCCAUUCCGUGCACACACACACGCACACACACACUCACACACACAAAAUCGGUUCUUAUUCUGAAUGAAGAAAAAAAGUGCUAUUUGUUGACCCAAUGAAAAUGUACUGACCUCGAUUGUUUGUUCUCCUUACUGUCUACGUAAAGAGCCAAAACGUCAGGAGCCCAUCUGUUCCUGAAAGCGUCUAUUUGUUUAAGGGAGAAGGCUUAGGAAACGCACCCAAAUACACGAGCUUUCAUUGGUCACAGUUACUCUGCACUUCCACUUAUAUUUCCGGUAUUUCGCUUGGAAAGAAAUUUCGUCUGCGUUAUGCGCGUAUCUUUUGCGUCCCUUGAGCUUAAUUAACUAUAUCUAUUAGUGGCCAAAUUAGCAGGGCACGCGCCGGUAUUUCAUCGACCAUAUUUCCGUCUUGUUUGUCAAAUUCUAGCACCCAAGUUCACAGCUCACUGCACAAGUGAAAGCUGCAGCAAUCGUCAUUGUAACGACCGCCGCCAAGAGACUUACUGGCGUCAAAUUCAAAUCCCAUUCGCGUGUAUUACACGCCUGAGUUCGGCCGGAUUUUGACGACUUUCAAGAAAUUUCAGUUUGUUUUACCUGGAACUGUUUGAAAGAAAGGAUUACAAUCGCGACUCGUUGACGGCGACUGCGACUGUUGUAGUUAAUGUUUAUAGCACUGCAACGUAAUUGUUAGCUUCUUUUGGAGCCAUUUCGUGCACACACACACACACACACACACAAAAAUCGGUUUUCAUUCUGAAUGAAGAAAAAAAGUGCUGUUUGUCGACCUAAUGCAAAUGUACUGACCUCGAUUGUUUGUUCUCCUUACUGUCUACGUAAGAGCCAAAACGUCAGGGGCCCAUCAGUUCCUGAAAGUGUCUAUUUGUUUAAGGGAGAAGGCUUAGGAAGCGCACCCAAAUACACGAGUUUUCAUUGGUCACAGUUACUGUGCACUUCCACUUAUUUUCCCAAUAUUUCGCUUGGCAGGAAAGUUCGUCUGUGUUAUACGCGUAUUUUCCGCGUGCCUUGAACUUAAUUAGUUAUAUCCAUUAGUGGCCUAAUUAGUAGGGCACGCGCCGGUAUUCCAUCGACACGCGAGCUGCACUUAACACCCACUAAAAAGAAGGCACGGUCAAUAUUGUUUCAUUAUCAGCAAAGGGAAGAGCAGGUUCGAAAUCACGACAGCGGGUCCUCCGCUUGUGAAAAAACUCUCACAAAACUUUGAGUAAAUCAUCCAAAUCCUUUAUUUCAGUGUGGGUGACUGAAAAACCUGUAAUCUACAAAUCUUGUUUGUCAAAUUCUAACACCCAAGUUCACAGCUCACUGCACAAGUGAAAACUAAAGUAAUCGUCAUUGUAACGACCGCCGUCAAGAGACUUACUGGCGUCAAAUUCAAAUCCCAUUUGCGUGUAUUACACGCCUGAGUUCGGCCGGAUUUUGACGCCUUUCAAGAAAUUUGAGUUUGUUUUACCUGGAACUGUUUGAAAGAAACGAUUAUAAUCGCGACUCGUUGUCGCCGCUUCCCGGUUUGCUCCCUCUUUCGCGAAGCCUAAAAUUUCAAGAAAAACCUGUGGGACCAGGGUAACGCGUAAUUGGCAUAGUAAAGAAAGUGAAGGAAACAGACAUGACACAGCCCCUUUAACAUUGUUUACACGAAAGAGAAAUACUCAGUGCUUUUGGGUUCUCAAUGAAAGUACAACUGAAGUAAAUAACUAAGACAUUAUCGAUUUGAAAGUGACAUUUAAAUAUUGUAGUACACAACGUCAGCGUGCGCAUUUUGCGCCGGGGCCAAACAGGAAAACCGUUUCACUUUUGACCUGAGCCAGUGAAAAUGUGUUUAAAAGAUCGCUUUUGGAGAUAGUUUAAAUACAUUCGACUUGCGAUUUGGAGAGAUGCAAGAAAAUAUAAGUGGAAUUACAACUGCCGCAUAACUAUUUGCGCAGCAAUUUACAUCUCUUUCACGAGAAGUAAUUUCCAUUCAGACGAGACAAAAUCAUGAAUAUUGCUUUCCAUCGAGACUGGGUAUAAUAACAGCCGCAGGUAAAAGAUAACUUUGGCGCUUUUUGUAAAACUGUCUUCCCACUAAUUAGGCUGUCUUCACUUACGCUAGAUCGGUAACCAAGGAUUAUUGACUCUUUCGUGAGAAAAUCUAAUGCCAUGAAGGCUAUAGUCUGCAACACAGCCGUUUUUAGCGUCGUCACGCAAAGCUCCUCCCCACAAACGGAGAGGAGCGUUGCGUGACGACUCUAAAAACGGCUGUAUAGCAGACUAUGAAGGCUAUGGCGUAUGAUCCCCGCCACAAUUCAUGGUUUGAAUUUUUAAUCAAUCAUUUAAAUUUCUAACCUCGGUACUUGAAUUUUACAGCUAAAUUCAAAAUUUUACACUCUUCCUUUAGAUUUCGCAUCAUUGGAAAACGUUUUUACUCCCGUCUUUUACCUUUUAAACUCGACUCUUCUAUUUGACCUUGCUCGUUGUGUAUUUUCAACCCGCUUCAUCAAAUUACAUAGUAGAACCACGCAAUUUUCAACUCGACGCUGUGAAUAAAACUAUAAGCGGACAAAUUUUCUUACAUUGCUAUUUUUUAUAAGCUUUAAUGCCUAAGCCAAUACUCGGCGCAUUUUUCCACAUACCGACUCUAUUUCAAACUCAACCAUGUAUAUUUUCAGCACGAGUUCUGAAUUUUCGCUUGCGCUUCAGUGAUCAUUUAUCAAGACCAGGGAGCACCGACGGGUCAAGACAAUAGAGGGCUUUGUCCGGGUGGGUGGCUCUUUAGUCCAUCGUGCUUUGCGCGCAAGUGUUUUCCCGCGCCUUCUCACCCGUGUGGUGUUCACUUCAAGUGAUCUGUGAUGAAAUUUUUGAUUGUUUGAUUGUUUGAUUUGAAGAAAUUUGUGAUUGCCUGAUCACAAAGUGGCGUUAAGCUCAUUCAAAAGGUAUUAUUCUAGAAAUAAAGAAGAAGUGGUUUGCUCCAGAAACUUUUGUACAGAUAAAAGACAGUAAAGAAAAGCGCGCUACUGCUUCUACGUAUAUGCUUGUUUGUAAACCUGGCAGCGCCAAGAUUUUACCAGCUAAACUCUAGGUAAUACAAUACCGCUCACAAAUGGGGUGGCUUUUUCAGGUUUUACAUGUACUUAAUAAAGGUAUUGCUGAAUAACAUUAGACGCCUCUACCUUUCUAUGGGCAAAAACUUCAUGCAACUUUUAAGGAAGCUAAACGACACAACCUCAAUGCUGUGAAGUGUUCAGUAUUUUAAUGGUAAAAUGUUAGUACGUUCUUUUUUUGGAGAUACCCUUUCAAAAACUGAAUAUCCUGGAGACAAGAAUUUUUCGAUUGCUACUGACCUGACUUUUCCUUUUCAUUUAGCAAUGAAGAAAUGGAUACAAACAGUGAUUCCGGCAGUUCACCCACAAAUCAGCCCGUGGUGCCCUUCGCGCUUGGGCAGGUGAAAAUACUGUAUUCUGACUACACUAUAACGAAACAUUCAAUGUGAAAUAGUUUAUUGAGGAAUGGUCAGUCAGUCAUCCGACAACAACAAUGUGUCGUAACAUAUACUUAUUACAACAUAGAAUAUACUAGCAAGUCUAACUUGAAAAGCUUGAAAAAAUUAAGUGUACCACGCCAGAUACGAAAAACCACUAAAAAACCACUCUUUAGAUGUGGCCAAAAAAUAUGUGGAAACGUAUUCCCCAUCUAAUGCAAUGGCACGGAACCUCGGGGAAGAGGUACAAACAAACGCAUAACUCCAUAGAAAAAAUUUAACUAAAUUGACAACAGCAAACAGAAAGACUGACUGAGCUAGAAUGAUUAAUAUUCCCCGCUAAAACAUUAAAUACUCAAAACUCUCCCUUGAGAAUACUUAAACCUCUCAAUCGUGCCAUCAGAAUAGUAAUUUCUGACUAAUUCGUUCCUAGUCACUCAACCGUCAGAAAUUACAUUUCCUAAACCUCACGCAAAACAUUUACUAACAUCUAAUAUUCAAAAUAAUGAUCUUAAAAAUAUAUUCCACUGACACAAGAAGUAAAUGUUAGCAAAUUUUCACUCCUUUUUCAAAAACACAAGCGAAUUUAAAUUCUAUGCUCUAAUAAAAAUACGCCAGGAAAUGACGUAAGACCAACAGACUGACUGACCCACUCACUAAAACUGACCGAUUCUCAAAUCGAGUGAUUUACCGAGCACUUGACCACGCGGCCGAGCAGCCCGAGUGACCAACAUCAACUUUAACCACUGAAAAGAAUGGUAAAAUCCUUUUUGUUACGUCCCACGGCAACUCUCCUCUCCUUCUUUCAAAUUUCAGUCGCUCAGAAAAGUUCACUUUCCCUUUUGAACCUCAUUUACACACUUGAUUCCCCCAUAUGUCUCAGUUUUAUCAGAAUGCUGAUUCUCUCUAACUCACUAGGGGUCCAACGCCGCGAACCAAGCUAUACGCCAGCAAAAUGAUCACCAGGCAAAUCAAGCCAGGUAAGACACUAAAAACAGUCAUGUCUAUAAAGAACUUUACUAUACAAAUUAUCAUCUCCACCAUAUAGUACCCACCCUAGCUAACUUACUAGUAGUAAUCACAAGUUAUCACAGAAUGGGGAGGCGUAUUCGACAAAAAAUCGAGAAGGUAGGUGGUGAAAUAACCUGCUUUCCGGAGCAAAUGAACAGUUUCCUAGCCGAAAAUGACACAUUGACAAAGAUAUCAUAAAAGCAUAAUUAGUUGUAAUGUUGCCACUGCAAGAGGCCCGAUCAUUCCGACCAGUUUACAGUGACAAACGUACGUUACACUAUGCACAACAACGUCUAAUUAAAAGUCAUAGUUUCACUUGCACUUAAGGGCACAGCUCUGCUGACACUAGCCUUCAAUUCGGCGUAUUUUUAGGGCGAGCAAAGGCUGCCUGCUACUGAUGAGUUUUUGCGCUACUCAUCUUUCAUUUUAUCGAUGACGAGAAUGGAAGUUAACCGACUGUUUUACAUAUCUUUCAGGUAUGGUCUACCAAAUAUGAUAGCGGGGUCGAGUCAUGCUCAACCACAGGUGUAUAUGGAAUCUUCUAUUUCAUUCAGUAAACAAAAGCAACGUCGCUAA